Fukomys damarensis (Damara mole-rat) is the source of this 1030-nucleotide messenger RNA. RefSeq names its product putative POM121-like protein 1. The coding region runs from base 13 to 1011 and encodes 332 amino acids. The transcript has 3 exons. Lineage: Eukaryota; Metazoa; Chordata; Mammalia; Rodentia; Bathyergidae. The record is from RefSeq and is a predicted model, not a curated record.
GAGCUCUGGCUCAUGGAGCAGCAGGCUCAGCACCGGAGGGGCACGGGUGGUCCUGGGACCCCACCAUCGGCCUUCGAGCCUGCUGUAGGCCAGCGAGGCCCGACUGCCUUUGUCCCGAGGCCUGGGCCUCUGCCUCGAAACCUCUGUGGGCAGAGGUCCCGAGAUGAAGGUGACCCUGGCGCCCAGCCCUCCUGCGCGAGCGGGCUGAUGCGGCGAAAUGCCGUCAGCUGUUCAUACAGCUCCACCGGAGGGUUACCAGGACCGGGGAGAGGUGCGGCCACGACGCGCCCCAGGCCACUUCUCGGGUCCUCCACAAAUCCAGAGGAGAAGGGCGUCCGGGAUUCACGUUCAGCCCCAGAAGUCUCCCAGGAGACUGGGAACAAGAAAACGGCAGACGUCACACCAGGGCAGGCAGAAACAAGGAGGGAUUGCGUGCUUACGAUGGAGGGAGCCGGGCCAGGAAUACGUAAGAUCCCCCUUCUGAGGCGCAGGCGAGGGGACCCGCUGGUGCUACCGUCACCUCCCGAGCUAAGCUACCAGGUGACGGCUGAACACACAGCUCGGGAGAAGGAGGCAGCACUGCUUCGUCAACAGGAUGCUGAUGGCCACAGCCCCGGCCCCCAGCUCCUCGGUGACAUCUUUUCCAUCUCCUGCUGCUGGCAAGGACGACAUCGGGAGAGGCAAGACUCCUGCCUUGCCCGGGCCUUCAGUUGGGCAAGCCUUACCCCAGAGGAAGAAAAAGUGGGGGCCCACGAAGAGUGGGGGAGAUCCAGGCCCGCAGAGGCCCAGGGCCUCUCAGGGAGCAGCGGCAGGUCCCGGGUCUGCCUUCCCAGCACCUCCAGGAUGGAGUCCUCACCCCUCCUGCUGCCUUGCAGAGCCACUCUCAUGCCGCUGCCCAGGUCUCCCAAAGUCGUUCGACCUCUGCUUCUGCUCAGGGUGGCAGCGCCUCAGCUGGUGACUGUGCCGUGCCCAGGGGCAGUGCAGCCGAAGCCUCCACUCUGCCAGCAUUGAGUUCCAGCCACCAGGCCAC